Gastrolobium bilobum is the source of this 2514-nucleotide messenger RNA. Its product is annotated as FACT complex subunit SSRP1. The transcript has 16 exons. NCBI's taxonomy places the organism in Eukaryota, Viridiplantae, Streptophyta, Magnoliopsida, Fabales, Fabaceae. The record is from RefSeq and is a predicted model, not a curated record. Gene Ontology annotation, molecular function: nucleosome binding; histone binding; DNA binding. Gene Ontology annotation, cellular component: nucleus; FACT complex. The coding region runs from base 70 to 1995 and encodes 641 amino acids.
GUAAGCUUGUCUUUGUGCAUGCAGAGAGAGACACACACACAACCUUGUUCCUCUCAUCGUUUGUGAGCCAUGACGGACGGUCAUCUCUUCAACAACAUCACCCUCGGAGGUCGCGGAGGCACCAAUCCAGGGCAGAUGAAAAUAUAUUCAGGAGGAAUUGUAUGGAAGAGACAGGGGGGUGGUAAAUUAAUUGAAGUUGAUAAAUCUGAUAUAAUGGGGGUGACAUGGAUGAAGGUUCCAAGGACUAAUCAACUUGGCAUUCAGAUCAAAGACGGGUUGUACUACAAGUUCACUGGAUUCCGUGAUCAGGAUGUUGCAAGUUUGACCAGUUUUUUCCAAAACACCUGUGGAAUAACAGUAGAGGAGAAGCAGCUUUCCGUUAGUGGGCGUAAUUGGGGAGAAGUUGAUCUAAAUGGGAAUAUGCUUGCUUUCAUGGUUGGUUCGAAGCAAGCUUUUGAAGUGUCUUUAGCGGACGUCUCUCAAACACAACUUCAAGGGAAAAAUGAUGUGAUCCUGGAGUUUCAUGUGGAUGACACAACUGGAGCUAAUGAGAAAGAUUCAUUGAUGGAGAUAAGUUUCCACAUACCAAAUUCCAAUACCCAGUUUGUUGGUGAUGAAAAUCGUCCUCCUGCUCAGGUCUUCCGUGACAAAAUAAUGUCUAUGGCUGAUGUUGGUGCUGGAGGUGAAGAUGCUGUUGUUACAUUUGAUUCAAUUGCAAUCCUUACACCAAGGGGUCGAUACAAUGUUGAGCUACACCUGUCAUUCUUGCGGCUUCAAGGACAGGCUAAUGAUUUCAAAAUCCAGUAUAGCAGUGUGGUUCGCCUAUUUUUACUUCCUAAGUCUAAUCAGCCACAUACCUUCGUCAUUAUUAGUCUUGAUCCUCCUAUUCGGAAAGGGCAAACUUUGUACCCUCAUAUUGUGAUGCAGUUUGAAACCGAUUUUGUAGUUCAAAGUGAAUUAGCAAUGGGUGAAGAUCUUUAUAACACUAAGUACAAGGACAAGUUGGAGCUUUCUUAUAAGGGGCUCAUCCAUGAAGUGUUCACCACAAUAUUGCGUGGCUUGUCUGGUGCGAAAGUUACCAAGCCUGGAAAAUUUAGGAGUUGUCAAGAUGGUUAUGCAGUGAAAUCGUCUUUGAAAGCUGAAGAUGGAAUUUUGUAUCCCCUUGAGAAGAGCUUCUUCUUUCUACCUAAACCUCCCACUCUUAUUCUUCAUGAAGAGAUUGACUAUGUGGAAUUUGAGCGGCAUGCUGCUGGUGGUUCAAAUAUGCAUUAUUUUGACCUUCUUAUCAGACUAAAAUCUGAGCAAGAACAUCUCUUCCGUAAUAUUCAAAGAAAUGAAUACCACAAUUUGUAUGGAUUUAUCAGUUCAAAGGGCUUGAAAAUUAUGAACUUAGGAGAUGCCCAAGCCCCUGUUGGUAUGGCUAAGGUUCUUGAGAAUGAUGAUGAUGAUGCUGUUGAUCCCCAUCUUGAGCGCAUAAAAAAUGAAGCUGGUGGAGAUGAAAGCGACGAGGAGGACGAAGAUUUUGUUGCUGAUAAGGAUGAUGAAGGUUCUCCUACUGAUGAUUCUGGGGCAGAUGAUUCUGAUGCCAGUGAUAUUGGCGAUGAGAAAGAGAAGCCUGCCAAAAAGGAAUCAAAGAAGGAUCUGUCUUCUAAAGCAUCUACUUCUAAGAAGAGAUCAAAAAGUGCUGAUGAAGAUGGCAAAAAGAAAAAACAGAAGAAGAAAAAGGACCCGAAUGCACCCAAGAGAGCAAUGUCUGGUUUCAUGUUCUUUUCUCAAAUGGAAAGAGAGAAUCUAAAGAAAAGUAAUCCCGGAAUUUCAUUUACGGAUGUGGGAAGAGUACUCGGAGACAAAUGGAAAAAGAUGUCAGCGGAGGAGAAGGAACCAUAUGAGGCAAAAGCCCGUGCUGAUAAAAAACGUUACAACGAUGAGAUUAUUGGCUACAAGAAUCCACAACCCAUGAAUAUUGAUUCAGGAAAUGAAUCUGACAGUGCCUAAGUUUGUUUUAAUAUUGAAAGCAAUCCUGUCAGUUUCUUUAGAUUGACGUGAGUUUAUGCUCUUUGGGAUGGCCUGAUAACUCGUGGAGUACAUUGAAAUGUGCUCGAGAGUACUGUUCUCUGGGGGUUCAAACGGCAACUUGUUUGCCUGGCUUAAGAGAAGGCAGGAGAAGGAUGAGCUUACUCUGUGUUGACUAGGCUUAAGUGCUUAAUUAGAUUAAAGAUAAAUGUAACUCGAUCUCCUUACAUUUUGGCUGAAUGACAGUGCCUCUUUAAGUUUGUGAAUGGCUGAAAUAAAUAGGCCACCACAGUUUAUCGUUAUAACUUCAUAGAAUAUAUGAGCUUCAGCCUACUUUUUUAUUACUUUUUUUUUUCCUUUAAGGUUUGCAGUUUGAUACUUUAUCAGGGACUUGCAUCAGCAGUUUAAAAGUGAUACCUAAAGCUAAAAAUUGUUUAUAUUUGGAAAAUUUUAGUUCUGUAAGCUUUAGCACUAUUUUUUCCACAAAGAAAAGAAACAUCA